Lecanosticta acicola is the source of this 1637-nucleotide messenger RNA. The record is from the annotation of a GenBank genome assembly. Lineage: Eukaryota; Fungi; Ascomycota; Dothideomycetes; Mycosphaerellales; Mycosphaerellaceae.
AUGGCGCCUCCAUCUUUCAGAUCGAAGAUCGCGAGCCUUGUCACCACCGCCGGGCUCUUCUUGGCUAGAGAAGUUGCCGGAGCAGGGUUCAAUGGGAACAACAACAUAGCUCUCUAUUGGGGUACGACUUCUCCUCGCCCUCUAACGCACACAUCACCUGACGAGCUUUUGCUACAGGGCAAAACUCAUACGGGCAAGCCGUUGGCCCUCUCGCCCAGCAAUCCCUCGCCACUUACUGCGCGAACACGGACAUCGACAUCAUUCCCAUGGCAUUCCUGGUGCAGGUAACAUCAGGAAUCAGCGGUGAGCCCGUCCUGAACUUCGCUAACUCUGCAGACACGUGUACCCUGUUCCCCGGUACCGGCCUCUUCGACUGCCCGGAGAUUGGAGAGGAUAUCAUCCGAUGUCAACAAGUGUAUGGAAAGACCAUCUUGCUCUCGAUUGGAGGCGGGGCGUAUACCGAGGGAGGUUUCGCGAGCGAAGCUGCCGCGAUAGCAGCAGCAGAGCUCGUAUGGAAUACCUUUGGGCCUGUCAACUCUUCUGUGCCUGUCGUCGUUCCGUCCACUUCGAGUGCAAGUGUGGGAUCUACAGCAAUGUCGACACCCUCCUCCACACAGACCAUGGUUUCUACUCGGACUUCAACGAUGAACUGGACCAGCAGCGUAAUCUCAACGACAAUCUCUCUGAUCAGACCAACUGCAACACAACCACCAUACAAUAACACGGCCAUGGAAUCUCAAGGACCGACAGUAACACCAACCGGCUUCGCCUCGACCGCAAACGGGACCUUCCCAACACCGACAGCCCUCCCGAACAUCACAACCUCCUCUCCACCUAACGCGACCAACCCAACACAGCCCUUCCAAGUUCUAACAACCUUCGAAACAACCCUCGUCACCCUCGUCGAACUAACAACCCUAAUAAACAACAACCUCCCACCAACCCAAGCCCUCGACCUCGACCUCCUCCCCCGCGCAACCCCAAACCCAACCAACCCCCUCCCCACCCCAUCCCUCUCGCCAGAAAAACGACAAUCCCCGCUCCCCCCCAUCCUCCGCCCCUUCCACGCCGCCGUAAUAGACGGCUUCGACCUCGACCUCGAAUCCCCAACGACAAACUUCCUCCCCUUCGCCCUACACCUCCGCGCCCUUAUGUCUGCCUCCUCCCCCGCCACAACGACGACAAAACCCUUCUACCUCACCGCAGCACCGCAAUGCCCCUACCCAGACCUCGCAACAACCCCCCUCCUCAACAGCACCCAAGUAUCUCUCGACGCCCUCUUCGUGCAAUUCUACAACAACCCCUGCGGCGUGCAAUCGUUCGCCCCGGGAACUGCUAUCCAGGAGAUUUUCAAUUUCGAUGUGUGGGAUGCGUGGGCGCAGGGGAGGAAGGACGGGGUGCAAGUUUUUUUGGGCGUGCCGGCGGGUCUGACGGCCGCGGGGUCCGGGUAUGAGGAUGUUGGGGGGUUGAGCGGGAUUAUUGAGUAUUGUCGGGGCUUUGCGAGUUUUGGGGGGGUUAUGGCGUGGGAUGCUUCGCAGGUUUAUGCGAAUGGUGGGUGGUUGCAAGGGGUGAGGGCUGUGCUGAAUGAGGGUGCUGCGGAGGGGAGGAAAUUGGUGAGGAGGGCGUGGAGGGCUUGA